Symbiodinium natans is the source of this 1011-nucleotide messenger RNA. The record is from the annotation of a GenBank genome assembly. Lineage: Eukaryota; Dinophyceae; Suessiales; Symbiodiniaceae.
AUGGUGAAGGGCAAGACUUUCAGUGUCCACCCUCGGACACGACGACGUGGCAAGCAGAGUGUGGGCCACCAGGUGGCCAAGAGUGUCCAGAAAGCCAAUGCGAAGCAGUUGAAGCGACAGGCGAAGCAGGAGCAGAAGGUACAGGGUGGCUUCAGGAAAGCUAUGUCGACCUUCUACGAGCGAAACUUGGCCGAGGACAGAGAGUAUGUCUACAAAACUCUCAGCGAGCACGAGGAGUGGCUGCCGAAGCUGAGUGCGAUGUUCAAAAGUGGGGCCUUGCAGAGCAUACUCGAAGAUGAGCAGGCAGGUCCUGAGGAGGAGAUCAACCUGGAGCAGCUGGGCCGGAAGAUCAAAGGCAGAGCUUGCAAGUUGAUGAACCUCCCCAAGCAUGGAAAGCUCAUCUUGCUGCAGGAGUACACGAACUUGGAGAACAUGGACGAGGCCGACAUGGCGGACGACUGGCUGAACGAUGCCAUGACCUUUUUGUUUCACAUCAGCUCGAAGACACCCUUGCCGAAAGUGCCAAAUCCGAGAUACAGCAAGGUCCUGCAGGAGCAGGCUCGUCUUCGUGUGAAGGCUCUGCAGUUCAAGGGUGCCGAGCGAAAGCUCAACUAUGGGGAUCGCUGCGAGAUUCAGUGCUACUACACGAGAAUGCUGGAAGGUGGAGCCCAGGCCCUCCACUGUGGCUUUCUCGGAGAGAUGGCCGAGCUCCCGAAGCUACCCGACAAUGGCGUCUGGGAGGUUGACAACUCUCACAGCUUGACAGCAGUGGUGGUGAACAACCGGAACAAGUGCUUGAGCCUGAGCUGCUCAUCGUUCUUCCCGAACGUGCAGCAUCUCAAGCCGGAUGAAGCCUGGAGCUAUGAGGCUGAGGCUGAGGAGCCUGAAGCAGAUGGCACGGCACUCCUGUCCUUUGCGAAUUCCAUGCGACGAAGAGACCCGCAGCUUGGCCAGGAAAAGAAGGAGGGCUCGGGCGCUGAGGCAGCAGCAGCUCCUCUAGCCGAAGGCUGA